CAGCUACACUACGAUGCUGUCAGACAGACAUACAGACAGACAGCCUGGCCAAACAACACACACACACACACACACACGAAAAUAGACAGCAGAACUACAGGUAUCUUGCUCUCACCGUCUAGGGGCCACGAGUUGCCAACAGCGAAAUGUCCUCAACGUCAUCAUGUUCCCGUGUGUCGAUGGUGAAGCCGCCCACUCGAGUGCCGUAGGGGAUCACCUCACGAAUGGCAUCGCGAAGGUCGCCAAGCUCAUCCAGCAGCUCCACCGCCACACGCCUCAGGCCGCGGACACCAGUGUUGAGCAGAGUCGACAGGCCGUCGCGGAUGAUGUCGGCGGCGGCAGAGGCCUCCAACCCUUGGGGCACUGAAUGACGACACACAGGCAAGGCGGAUGGACACACACACAAGAUGAAUCGACGAGCACCUUCCUGCACUCACUGCGCUCCCGGCAUACCUUCUAAGCGCAUGCCUAUGUUGCUAAUCGACGGGAGGCGAUUCAACCCCCAGCCGUCAAAGGGGCCGCCCUGCGUGAGACUGACCGCAUCUCCCUCCCCGCCUACACGGACAUUUCCCACCUCCCUCCCCGCCCCCAGCGCCUCCAGCACACCGAUCCUAUCCUGUGCACUGACCGCUACAUCAAACCACACACGCCCCACCUGCAUGGGCAUCUUCUCUGCGAGCAGCCGGCCCACAGGACCGCCCACAGGGCUGUAGACACGCAGCUCUCUCGCCCUCGGGAAUGGCUGCAGGUGCUCGAUGAUGGCUGGGGUGGGUGGGGUGGUGCCGGGUGGGGGGCCGAAGCCAUUAGCACUGCGAACCACCAACCCCCAGCACUCGAAUGAGAGGCUCGAUGCGAUCUCGAUGGCCGCCUGGCUGGGUGUGUGGAUGGGGUGAGUGAUGUCGUCCUGACUGAUGGUGCACGACACAUGCGACGUCCGCCGGGCCGCCUCCUGGAUGGUCGUCUUGAUGAAGGGGGAGGGGCGAGAGGGGAAGUCGUCGGCGUAGAAAAGGGACAGCUCGAAGCCCUCACUGGCGUAGAAAAUCUCCACGCUGAGCGGCACGUCCGGCGAGACGCAGCAGGUGUUGAUGAAGUCGUCGACAGCCAGCAGGUGUUCAAGGACCUGGUCCUUGAACGGUGGGAUCUCCACGUCGAGGCUCGUCAACGCCUCGCGGCAGCCACGCGAUGAGAGCACAUCCUAGAAAGAAGCAAAGAGAGAAGGACACAGUUCGUGUGUGUGCACAACAGGUGAGGCCUCCCGUGUGUGAUGAUUGUCUACCUGCAGUCGUCUCACUUCUUCCCCCUCGAAGCCCCCACGUGCGAUCCCUCCGAUGGUCCGGAGGCGUCUGAGCGGCCCUGGCCGGCCGGCGGAUGCGACGGGGAAGUGCUCAAACAAAGUCGCCCACUCCCCCCAGCUCCGCCGCCCUCCCACCUCUUUCAGCGAGGAGGACGACCUGAUGAAUCGGCCCAGCUGUUUGUGAUCCAACCCCCCUAGAUCGACAUACUCGAGUGCGGGCAUCUUCCAGCCCCUGUCGGCCAGCUCACGGUGCUCUCUGACGGCACCAGUGACAGCCCUGAGGGCAGGGAGAGUGGGGGGCGGGGCGAAGAAUGAAUGAUGAAGGUCUAAGGGCAGGCUGGUGGUGGUGGUGGUAAUGGUGGUAGUGGCGGUGGUGAAUUCGAUGGUCUCCAGCGAUCCCUCCGCCAUGUGCUGGUGCCCCUCCUUCUCGCGCGCCUCGCGCCGCCCGUCCGCAUGACCCUCCACGACGCUUAUCAUGCUGCCCAGACACCACGACUGGUCCAGGUCCAGGUCGAGGGCCAGAUACCACGACUGGUCGGGGUAUGGCUGCACGAGGCUGAGGGCUGUCAGAUUGACGAGCUUUUUGCCGAGCUGGAAGGCCUCCUCAGUGGUCAUGUUGUACCAGAAUUGGCUGUCUGCCUCGGUGCUGCAGUCGAUGUCGAUGUGUGUCUGCUGGCGAAGGGCCCCCUUGCGGACUUGCGGCCACUGCUUGGAGAGGGUUGGGAGGGCUGACAGCUCGCGGGGGGUCAUGAAGCUGAAGACACAUGUCAGGUGGUCGUCGCCAAGACCACGAGGGGCCUGAAGCAAAACACAAGACAACGAGAGAGGAAGGCGCAUGAGAGUCAGCCGCGUCACGAGUGUGGCUGUGUGCGUGUACCAUUGUGUAAUCCUCCUGAUGAGCAGAGUUCUUGUGAGUGAGGCGGAAGCCCCCAUGCGCCUGGGCGUACACACACCACACGCACAUGCGAUGGGUGAGUGGACGGACGUGUGGACGCCACGUGUACUCUACCUGCUGGUCAUGCGGUGAUGUGUUGGUCUUGCUAUGCGGCACCACCAGACGGAACUCCUCUCUCCCCCCUACCUCCCUCAUGGACACUUUCGCCGCCCCGCUGGUCUGAUCGAGGCGAUACACGUCGGCCUUGACCCACCGCUGCUUGCCCUUCUCCCGCCCGCUGGUCACCAUCUGCACGCGACUGCCCUCCUUGUAACGGCACGGCGUCGGGGACGCCAUUGCCUAACGAACCGAACAAUCAAACGAACGAACGAAUGAGUCAGUGAUGCUCUGACACACGACGUGUGUAUGUGUUUGUGCGCCUUGACUGACCUCUGCUUGAGGGCUAGCAGCAGAUGAAGAUGAAGCCGCCGCUGCCAUAGCUAUACUCAACCACGGCUGACAAGAAGGGCACAGAGGUGGACAUCUCUCCCGUCGUUCAUUUGCUGCCAGCAGAAUCCAAUGAGCGAUGGCCUCUGUGUCGGCCGAGGCUUCCUAUCGAGGAGGCCGACCUCCCCAGGGCACUCACGCCGACUCAAUGAGUGCUAACACGCUAAUUC
Molecule: messenger RNA, 2845 nt
Organism: Vitrella brassicaformis
Lineage: Eukaryota; Vitrellaceae
Source: the annotation of a GenBank genome assembly